Blastocystis hominis is the source of this 544-nucleotide messenger RNA. RefSeq lists its product as hypothetical. The record is from RefSeq and is a predicted model, not a curated record. Gene Ontology annotation, cellular component: intracellular membrane-bounded organelle. The coding region runs from base 1 to 330 and encodes 109 amino acids. Lineage: Eukaryota; Bigyra; Opalinata; Blastocystidae. Gene Ontology annotation, biological process: protein transport; vesicle-mediated transport. The transcript has 3 exons.
AUGAUUCAGUUCUUUGUGAUCUUCAAUAAAUUAGGACAAACACGAUUUGCUCACUACUUCACUUUCCAAAACGCGAAAGAAAGAGCUACUCUUGAAGGAGAAGUGACGAGAAUGUAUAUGGGAAGAAGAGAUGACCAGUGCAACGUAUUCGAGCAUAGAAGCUACCGAUGCGUGUAUAAACAAGUAGGAAAUCUGAUUUACUUGCUCGCUACUGAUUUGGAAGAAAAAGAAAAUGUGCUUUCACUCCUUUCAUUUAUCGACGCCUUUGUUGAGACCUUGGAGUUGUAUUUCACCAAACUGGUAUGUACAGAAUUUGAGAUUGACAUAUAGACGGAGUUAGACAUAUCCAUAACAGAUCAAUAUAGAUAUCCUUAACCAUAGGUGAUGAUGAAUCUAGAAAAGGUACAUUAUAUUAUGGAUGAAAUGGUAAUGAAUGGGACUGUGUAUGAGACAAACAAGAACACUAUUAUUCAUCAGUUGGCGUUGAUGAAGAUCAACCCCGUGAAGGAUAAGGAGAAGUAAAGAAUGAUGUGUACAAUAGAAU